Molecule: messenger RNA, 2341 nt
Organism: Callorhinus ursinus (northern fur seal)
Lineage: Eukaryota; Metazoa; Chordata; Mammalia; Carnivora; Otariidae
Source: RefSeq, a predicted model, not a curated record
AGGUGCGCGGAGAGGGCGCGCCGGGAGCCAGGGCCUCCCGCCAGUGCGGGGCGCGCGGCCCGCCGAGUGCGGCGGAGGGAGGCGCGACGGGCGGCGCGGCCGGGACAGGCGCUGGGCGGCCGCCGAGCUUCGGACGCCGCCGCGUCCCCAGCGCUCCGGCCGGCCCCGCCAGGCGGCCUGCCGGGGGCGGCGCAGUUGCGAAACUGAGCAUCCAGGAGGAAGAAGAGCACCAGGAAGAAAACACACCAAAAUAUAAACAUUGCAUCUGACUUCAAGUAUUUUUUGGCAUUUCCCACAGGCAUCCCAAGCACGUUCCCAGGACACUGGCAAAACCAGGACACUUCCCAUCCAUUUCAAAGAACCGUGACUCAUCCAGAAUUUUGCAAUUAUAAAAAUCUAAAAAGGACAGAUUUUAAUGUUAGCAUAUAUUACUCUCUCCCAGCAGGGCUGACUCUUCAUUGCUUUUUGGAUGACAUGCUCCAUGGACAGGUUCUUUUACCAAGACACAUGAGCCUCAAAUAUGUGUCUUUCUUUAGCUUCUUUAGGAGGUGCCUGUGUACCUCUUCCUAGAAUACCUGUCUGGUGCUCUACUGUUCCUCAAGACUACCUCGACACUCCUUCCACUUGGGGACUCCAGUGCCAUAAGCUGACUACACAAGACUGCCUUCCCCAUAUUUCCAUAGCCAGCGACAUGACCUGACACCUUGAUGACCAGUCUCAGGGCCCUUGGGUGACUGGCUGGUUGCACCAUGGAACUUAAAGUAUGGGUGGAUGGAGUUCAGAGGAUUGUUUGUGGGGUCACCGAAGUUACAACUUGCCAGGAGGUUGUUAUAGCCUUAGCUCAAGCGAUAGGUCGAACCGGAAGGUACACUCUUAUAGAAAAAUGGAGAGAUACUGAAAGACACUUAGCACCUCAUGAAAAUCCUAUCAUAUCCUUAAACAAAUGGGGGCAGUAUGCUAGUGAUGUACAGCUAAUUUUACGUCGAACGGGGCCAUCUCUUAGUGAGCGACCCACUUCAGACAGUGUGGCUCGAAUUCCGGAGAGAACUUUAUAUAGGCAGAGUUUGCCCCCCCUGGCUAAACUGAGGCCUCAGAUUGACAAAUCAAUCAAAAGGAGAGAACCUAAAAGGAAAUCAUUAACAUUUACAGGAGGUGCCAAAGGAUUAAUGGACAUUUUUGGAAAGGGUAAAGAAACUGAAUUUAAGCAAAAGGUGCUGAAUAACUGCAAAACAACAGCAGAUGAAUUAAAGAAGCUGAUCCGGUUGCAGACAGAGAAGCUUCAAUCCAUUGAGAAAGAGCUAGAAUCAAAUGAAAUAGAAAUACAAUUUUGGGAGCAAAAAUAUAAUUCUAACCUUGAAGAGGAAAUUGUUCGCCUGGAGCAAAAGAUCAAAAGAAAUGAUGUCGAAAUUGAAGAGGAAGAAUUUUGGGAAAAUGAGUUGCAGAUUGAACAGGAAAAUGAAAAACAGCUGAAGGAUCAACUUCAAGAAAUAAGACAGAAAAUAACAGAAUGCGAGAGCAAAUUAAAGGACUAUUUGGCUCAGAUUCAGACUAUGGAAAGCGGUCUUGAAGCAGAAAAAUUACAACGGGAAGUUCAGGAGGCACAAGUCAAUGAAGAAGAGGUUAAAGGAAAGAUUGGUAAGGUCAAAGGAGAAAUUGACAUUCAAGGCCAACAGAGUGUGAGGCUGGAAAAUGGCAUUAAAGCUGUAGAAAGAUCUCUUGGACAAGCCACCAAACGAUUACAGGACAAAGAACAAGAACUGGAGCAGUUGACUAAAGAGCUGCGGCAAGUCAAUCUCCAGCAGUUUAUCCAACAGACGGGGACAAAAGUUACCGUUUUGCCAGCGGAGCCCAUUGAAGUAGAGGCCUCACAUGCAGACCUAGAAAGGGAGGCACCAUUCCAGUCCGGGUCCCUGAAGCGGCCUGGUUCAUCUCGGCAGCUCCCCAGUAAUCUUCGUAUUCUACAGAAUCCUAUCUCAUCUGGUUUUAAUCCUGAAGGCAUCUAUGUAUAACAUUAUCUGUCUUUAGGGGAGAGACCCAAUAAAGGUACCAAGGACAGUAAAAAUUCCUUCUUUGAUUUGUGCCAAUGAUGAACAGAGGAUCUAUUUCACAAGCCACCAUCUCUUUUUUCUGUCCUAAAUUGCAUACCACUUGGAGCCAUACCCUGUGCACUGAUGCUAAAGAACAAAGAAACUGUGUUUUCACACAUCGACAGUGUUGACAUGUUUGUCCAGCAGCUGUAAUGCAAAGCCUUCAUUUUUAUUUGUAGCAUUUUGAGAGCGUUAGGAAAGUAUUAUACUGUGUGUAUACGUAAAUAAAACCAUGACUUAAGAGCAAAGAGAAA